GGAGUUCAAUCAUACAGGUCUGUCUCCAAUUGCCAUGUCCUCAUCAUGCAAUCGGCAAAAUAUCAUUGGUCUUCCGUCGUCAGCUAACACCGACGGGCCGCGCAGCGCAAAGGGGAAAAACGAGCGCGGCACACUCAGCCAGGCAGCUGUGUCUGAUGAAUUGAAUUACCCGUCCGUCGGCCAUGCCAUGCAAGCAUUAAGGCAGCAGCACCCAGGCACACCAUAAUGGAAGGAAGGAAGACUAUGAUACACAAGACGCAUCACGUAAGUGGCGGGCAGCGUCCAUGCAGUCGGUGGCCGCAUCGCCCCUGCUGUGUCUUGACACGGCAAUGAAUGCAUAUGCACACACAUGAGACAUGAACACCGGACCGGGCCCCUCUAUGUCAGCCUCAGCUACCCACCCAUCCAUCCAUCCAUGGUGUGGUCCCUUGAUAAAACGCAGACCCAUACCACAUAAGGUGAUCGUGCAUGAUGCACCACGUACAUAAAUAGCCAUGGUGCGAUUAUGAAUCCAUCCAUCGGUCAAUCCAUCCAUCCAUCCAUCAGUCAGCCACGAGUGAGCCCAUCGUCAUUCUUUGACGAUGCGGUUUCCAUGCAGCGCACAGGAGAGACACAAUGCAGUGCGAUGGAUAGAUAGAAACAUCGGCAGGGAGUUCCUUCAUUCACACGUCGCACAAAGCAGCGAGGAGACAGCUCAUCGCACAAAGCACUUCAUCGCCAAAACUUUACAUAUCCCCCCGCCCCUCCUCCCCUCGCGCCAUUCGAUCAGCUCGUCAGGUGGGCCUCUGGCGGCGGCUGUGUGCCGUUGAUAGCGCGCAGCUUGUGGAUGUAGCGCAUCGCCGAUUCCAUGAAGUAGUCCAUAGUCUCGGCAUUGGUCGACACUUUGUUCUUGCUGGCGAAGUAGGUGAAGAAGAAGAAUUCAAAGAAUGCGAGCAGCACCAGCAGCACGAGGUUGUCCCGCAGGAUGCUCCGCCAGUUGAUGUCGGCGAGUUUGGUGGUGGAGGGCGAGAUGAGGGGCACCAGCAGCACCCAGGCCACGCCCGUCAUGAUGACACCCACAUUGAACCAGAUGGCGUCGAAGACCAGCUUGGCGUUGGCGUGUCGACGCCGCGUCCGCUCCUCCAGCGCCUUGAGCCGCUUCUCCUCCAGAUACUUGUCGACGUACUUGUCGACUGUCGAGGGGUCGGACGCGGAUAAGUCGUCAAGCAGCUCGUCGUCGGUCCGCAAAAUCUGUUGCGCCUGCGCCUCAGUCAUGUUGAGAGCCUCCCAAUACGGCACCCCGUCGGACGACGCCAGCACAGACUUGGUGUGCCGGAACACGUCCGCCUGCAGCCGUAGCUGGCCUAUCAGCUGAUCGCGGGCAGCCUGAGGGGAUGGAUAACCAGGUUGGAUGGAUGGAUGGAAACCGCGUGUGUGUAUUGUAUGGUUCUUCCCUUAUUGUGUUGUUGUGUGACUGAGUCACCUCACCUUGUCGGUGAGUAUUUUGACGCUGUGGUAGAGGAUCCACCUGCCCUCUUUGGUCCUCUCGAGGUCGUGGACGGUGUCCUUGGCGAAAAUGUAGCCGGCGUUGUUCAUGGUCUCCAUGUAGGAGUCGGUCUCCACACGCGUCACGUAGAUGAACUGCACACACACCAUUCAGCCAGAUACGAUACAGCCAUCUGUGACUGACGUGACACUCCACCUUCACUUGACUCGUCCGCUCACGUAAAAAAGGGUUUCGACAACCACAAUCAGGGAGAUGUGAAAGAGGGCACUGACACAGCAGGCAGGGCACAAUGAAUGGCACACGAGUGAGAAAAGCAGCACAGCACAGCACAGCCACCCCAACGGUUUGUGGCUUCUCUUCUCACCUUGUGAUGAUACGGUAGAAGUCCUUGGAUAUCCGUAGCCGUGUCCUUGAUAUGCAGGCUAGGGCAGCGGUGGUGCAGCGACAAAAGACCUUGGUGCUCGCGCUGACGGCCGAAGGGGUGGUGACCGGGAUGAAGCCAGAUGAGAGAUCCUCGUAACUGUCAGGCCUCGUUGGGAGUGACCGCGCUGUUGGCGACAUGUGGCCGCAUGACUCAGCAUCUGUGGCCAUCGUGAGUCGCUCCUCGACCGGAAGCGACAGCCUUAGACAGAUAGGGACGACAGCUCUCUGACGCGCAGAUCUAUCCUGGAAAGGGGGUACGCCGAUGAGGAGCCACGUACUGUGUGCUCUAAGCCCUCGUCGCUUCC
Molecule: messenger RNA, 2214 nt
Organism: Vitrella brassicaformis
Lineage: Eukaryota; Vitrellaceae
Source: the annotation of a GenBank genome assembly